UUUGGGGGCGUAACCCGGAAGAUGUGUUAUUUCAUCAGGUGACAACCAACAUGCUCCCCCGGCUGUAAAAUGACCCAUCUGUGGCUGUAGCUUUGGUUUUAUGAAGUCUGUUUGUAACAUCGCGGUUGAAUUAAUCAAACCCAGAGGAGCUCACAGUUCGGCCGCAGCUCGUCGACUCGGAGGAGAGAUGUGUAAAGAGCUCAAGACCAAAGUGCUGCGUUUGUUGCCGCCGACCUCCAAUGGGCCGUCUGUUCAUCAGGAGGGCCAAACAGAUGGUGCUGAAAUCCUGAAUUGCACAGUGAAGGCUCUGAAGGAGGGUCAUGUGGUUGGUGUGCCCACAGACACCAUCUACGGCCUGGCAUGUCUGGCCCAGAACUCUGAAGCCGUCAGGAAAACCUAUAAUAUCAAAGGACGAAAUGGACAGAAACCGCUGGCCAUCUGUGUAGGAGAAAUUCAGGAUAUCUAUAAGUACUGCAAGGUGACGGUGACGAAAGCGCUGUUAGGUGACCUGCUGCCUGGUCCCGUCACUCUGGUGUUUGAAAGAUCUGAAGUACUGAACACAGAUCUCAACCCCUUUACUUUGCUUGUAGGCGUUCGAAUCCCAGACCAUGCCUUUAUGAGACGCCUUUGCCAGAUGUGUGCGGAACCACUCGCACUUACCAGCGCCAACAUCAGCUCACACACCAGCACCGUGGCUGUACAUGAGUUUCAGGAGCUCUGGCCCAAACUAGCAGUGGUGGUGGAUGGCGGACCAAUAGGAGACCAGAGCCGCCUUGGAUCAACAGUGGUCGACCUAUCAGUACUCGGCAAAUACCGCAUCAUCAGACCCGGCUGUGCCCUUUUGUCUACGGUUGAUGUGCUGGAGCACAAAUAUGGACUGUCAGAGGACUUUGGGGAAGAAUGACCUUUGAACUAUCCACACACCACACCGCACGCUGAGACGCACAACCAGCACUGCCCCUGGGCUUCCUCAGAAAAGAUGAAUCCUUUUCACAUUCACAUGAAAGAAUUAGUCUUUCCCGGGAAAGACUAGAACUCAGGAACAACUUGAGCGUUAAACCGCUGAUGACCGAUAUUGUUCUGGUGGCAGCUUUAAGGUCUGGAGUAACUUGUUCUUUUGAUGACCAUAUUUUCUGCCUUACUAUGCAUCUACUAUCAUAAGAUUAUGUGGGAGUUUAAACUAAGUGUCACAGUUCUCAAUUUGUUGAAACAGAAUAAGGUCAGCUAUAUGGUAUGGGUUUUAUUUUUAUUUUUUUAUUGCGUAAAAAUAGAAUCUUUUUGUGCUGUCAAAGCAACAUGGUUUAACUGAGAGUACAAUGGUUUGAGUUUUUAUUUUGACUUGAUAUUUCUAUAAUGGUUACUGUAAUGUUAGAGGUGUAGAAGAGUUGUAUUUUAUUGCCUGAAUAAUUCUUUGUGAUAACCUAAGGGAUGGAUGGGAGACUAUACAUCAAAUGUUUUGAGUCCAGAACUAUUUUUUAUUAAAUUAUGAAUCUCCUGUAUUUAUUUUAUCCCCAUAUCAGUUUAACAACAUAAGGCUUGCGCUACAAUUGGUCACCUGCUACAGUUACAAUAACUUUUAUGUUUGAUGUUGUAGCUUAAACUACAUUACAUUUACAAGUUCGAAAUAUUGUAAUAUUUCAGAGUCGUGUUGGUUAGCACGUGACCAAGUGGAUGUACGGUAUGAAAUUCAUCUGCCCACUUGCAGUUGUUAAAAACUGGAGCAUUUGUUUAAUUCUCAUCACCUGAUGUAAACUUGUUUUGAUGGAUUGUACAACCUUGGAACAGAAUACACAAUAAAUGUUUUUUCAGUAUCAGUCUUA
Messenger RNA from Siniperca chuatsi (mandarin fish), 1820 nucleotides. It is a transcript of the gene yrdc, whose product is annotated as yrdC N(6)-threonylcarbamoyltransferase domain containing. Bases 101 to 904 code for a protein of 267 amino acids. Gene Ontology annotation, cellular component: cytoplasm. Gene Ontology annotation, biological process: regulation of translational fidelity. The record is from RefSeq and is a predicted model, not a curated record. The transcript has 6 exons. Lineage: Eukaryota; Metazoa; Chordata; Actinopteri; Centrarchiformes; Sinipercidae. Gene Ontology annotation, molecular function: nucleotidyltransferase activity; double-stranded RNA binding; tRNA binding.